GAAUACAUUCCGGUUGUGGGAGGGAGCAGACAGUACCUAGGGGGACCCGGACGCAGCCAAUCCUGACCUGGAGACUGUUGGGGGAGACUGACGGAGCAGUCUCUCGACCCCCUUUCUGGGCAUCCUAGGGGAUGACCCCAGGGCCAGGCUCAGUGCCGGCCGCCUGAUGCUGGGUGGGCCGAGCUGGGGAUGCUGGAACCAAGGGCGUUGCUAUGGCAACGGGAGGCAGGGCCUGGGGGGGGGACCGGGCCCGAGCUGGGGCUGCGGGGGCCGGCGGUGGCUGUGGCGGGGCAAUGGCGGAGCGCGGCCCGGCCUUCUGCGGCCUCUACGACACGUCCUCGCUCCUGCAAUACUGCAACGAUGACAAUCUGUCCGGCACCAGCGGCAUGGAGGUGGACGACCGCGUGUCGGCGCUGGAGCAGCGGCUGCAGUUGCAAGAAGACGAGCUGGCGGUCCUAAAGGCGGCGCUGGCGGACGCGCUGCGGCGCCUGCGGGCGUGCGAAGAGCAAGGCGCGGCGCUGCGCGCGAGGGCCACCCCGAAGGGCCGGGCACCCCCGCGUCUGGGCACCACCGCCUCGGUGUGCCAGCUCCUGAAAGGCCUCCCCACCAGAACGCCCCCCAAUGGCUCGGGACCUCCGCGACGCGUGGGCGGCUACGCCACCUCCCCGUCUUCCCCCAAGAAGGAGGCAAACUCUGGGCGCAGCAGUCGCCGCUACUUGUCACCCGAGCGCCUGGCCUCUGUGCGCCGCGAGGACCCCCGUAGCCGCACCACGUCUUCCAGCAGCAACUGUAGCGCCAAAAAGGAAGGGAAAACCAAAGAAGUUAUCUUCAGCAUGGAGGAGGGGUCUGUGAAGAUGUUUCUGAGAGGCCGCCCUGUGCCCAUGCUGAUCCCGGACGAGCUGGCACCUACCUACAGCCUGGACACCCGCUCUGAGCUGCCCUCCAGCCGGCUAAGGCUAGACUGGGUCUACGGCUACCGAGGCCGGGACUGCCGGGCCAACCUUUACCUCCUUCCCACCGGGGAGGUGGUCUACUUUGUGGCCUCCGUGGCUGUGCUGUACAGUGUGGAAGAACAGAGACAGCGGCACUACCUGGGUCACAACGAUGACAUCAGAUGUCUGGCUGUCCACCCGGAUAUGGUCACCAUCGCCACGGGACAGGUGGCGGGCACCACAAAGGAAGGCAAGCCUCUGCCACCCCACGUGCGUGUCUGGGACUCAGUUUCCCUGUCCACCUUACAUGUCCUGGGCCUGGGGGUGUUUGACAGAGCAGUGUGCUGCGUGGCCUUCUCCAAAUCCAACGGGGGCCACCUGCUCUGUGCGGUGGACGAAUCCAACGAUCACGUGCUCUCCGUGUGGGACUGGGCCAAGGAGACCAAGGUGGUGGAUACCAAGUGUUCCAACGAGGCCGUGCUGGUGGCUACCUUCCACCCGACUGAUCCCAGCCUGCUGAUCACCUGUGGGAAAUCGCACGUCUACUUCUGGAGCCUGGAGGGAGGCGGCCUGAGCAAGCGCCAGGGCCUGUUUGAGAAACACGAGAAACCAAAGUACGUGCUGUGUGUGGCCUUCUUGGAGGGCGGCGACGUGGUCACUGGAGACUCUGGAGGGAACAUCUACAUCUGGGGCAAAGGUGGAAACCGCAUCACCCAGGCAGUACUAGGAGCCCACGAUGGCGGCGUGUUUGGGCUCUGCGCCCUGCGGGACGGGACGCUGGUGUCUGGAGGGGGCCGCGAUCGGCGGGUGGUCCUCUGGGGUUCGGACUACAGCAAGGUGCAGGAGGUGGAGGUCCCAGAGGACUUUGGCCCUGUGCGCACGAUAGCGGAGGGCCGGGGAGACACGCUGUACGUGGGGACCACCCGCAACUCCAUCUUGCUCGGCUCGGUGCACACAGGCUUCUCGCUGCUUGUCCAGGGACACGUGGAAGAGCUCUGGGGCCUGGCCACGCAUCCUAGCCGGGCACAGUUUGUGACCAGUGGGCAGGAUAAACUGGUGCACCUGUGGGAUUCAGAAACCCACCAGCCCGUCUGGAGCAGGGCCAUUGAGGACCCUGCCCGUUCUGCUGGCUUCCACCCCAGUGGCUCUGUCUUGGCAGUGGGCACAGUGACCGGCAGGUGGCUGCUGCUGGACACAGACACGCGUGACCUGGUGGCUAUCCACACAGACGGCAGUGAGCAGAUUUCCGUGGUCAGCUUCUCCCCAGACGGGGCGUACCUGGCUGUGGGCUCCCACGACAACUUGGUGUACGUGUACACGGUGGACCAGGGUGGCCGCAAGGUCAGCCGCCUGGGCAAGUGCUCGGGCCAUUCCAGUUUUAUCACCCACCUGGAUUGGGCCCGGGACAGCACCUGCUUUGUCACCAACUCCGGAGACUACGAGAUUCUGUACUGGGACGCCGCCACCUGUAAGCAGAUCACCAGUGCGGAGACCGUGAGAAAUGUGGAGUGGGCUACUGCUACUUGCGUGUUGGGGUUUGGGGUGUUCGCUGGGUUUACAGCCUGUGCCGCGGUGCCCAGCAGUCAGGCAGAUCUUCUCUUGUCGUGUCUACAGGGAUCUGGCCCGAGGGGGCAGACGGCACAGACAUCAAUGCUGUGGCACGCUCUCACGACGGGAAGCUGCUGGCUUUGGCUGAUGACUUUGGCAAAGUGCACCUGUUCAGCUACCCCUGCUGUCAGCCCAGAGCCCUCAGCCACAGAUACGGUGGACACAGCAGCCAUGUGACGAAUGUGGCCUUCUUGUGGGAUGACAGCAUGGCCCUGACCACGGGGGGCAAAGACACAAGUGUACUCCAGUGGCGUGUCGUCUGACCCCGGGUCUGGGCCCGGGCAGAGGUCUGCGGCGGGACUGAGUUCUAUUUUUGGGAGACGUCUAUUGUGGAGUAGAGUAAUAUAUACCCAGAGUAUGUCUACAGAGAGGGGCUUAUGGGGGCGGGCAGGUGAGUGGACGGACAGAGACGCUUAUUUAUCCGGGUGGGAAGAAUGGGUCACCAUGCCUUGGGGAAGCCAUUGGUGUUUCAUUCGGGGUGUUUUGUUUUUCUUUUUAAGUUUAUUCUUUUAUAUUAUCCAGAAAUACAGACUUAUGCACUGA
Mesocricetus auratus (golden hamster) is the source of this 3083-nucleotide messenger RNA. It is a transcript of the gene Eml2, whose product is annotated as EMAP like 2. Gene Ontology annotation, biological process: microtubule cytoskeleton organization. The record is from RefSeq and is a predicted model, not a curated record. Gene Ontology annotation, cellular component: mitotic spindle. Gene Ontology annotation, molecular function: microtubule binding. Lineage: Eukaryota; Metazoa; Chordata; Mammalia; Rodentia; Cricetidae. The transcript is spliced from 22 exons. The coding region runs from base 213 to 2717 and encodes 834 amino acids.